AGCUCAACGUAUCCGCUUUUUUAUCGCAUUCUAAUAAGUAUUACAAUUACUUUCCAGUGGCAGACGUCUGUUGUUGUUCGAUGGCCGUUACCCUUUAUAGUCGUGCCUCCUUUCCUCACCAUCACCCUAGUGCUGGCUACCGCGAUGGACUUCCAGCUUAACACCACCAAUGAUACAUUGCAGGUAUUUCUCCCGGACACUAUGCAGAGCAUAUCCGACCUCAAGGAGUUGAUGAACUUAUUUCCGCCACGAGACGCACAACGAGACAGCUACAGUAUCUUUGGAUCGAAAUUCGCUUCGUUCGUACUCGAGGACGUGGACGGUAACGCUGUCAGUCCUAAAGCCAUCGAAAACGUUGCCGCACUUCACAAGUCCAUCAUGUCGCUGAAGGCUGCGAAGGCGCUACGGAUCUUUUAUUUGUUGGAGCCAUCGAAUGAAGUAGAAAGUUGGAUUGACACAUUCUUGGAACAUAUGGACAACUGUCGUGCGAAUUCGUCGUCGCGUCUCUUUUGGACCUCAUCGAAGAGUUUGGCGAGUGAAAUGGAGCGCAACAGUACGGUACGCCAUUGA
Molecule: messenger RNA, 570 nt
Organism: Cooperia oncophora
Lineage: Eukaryota; Metazoa; Nematoda; Chromadorea; Rhabditida; Trichostrongylidae
Source: the annotation of a GenBank genome assembly